AUCUCAAUCUUAUUUCUUCAAACUAAAACAGAUAUAUACAUUAAAAACAACUAAGCAAACAACAGUCAUGGCUAAGGCUGCUACCAUCGUCACCCUUCUUUUCGCUGCUCUUGUUUUCUUUGCUGCUCUUGAAACACCAACAAUGGUAGAAGCACAAAAGUUGUGCGAGAGGCCAAGUGGGACUUGGUCCGGAGUCUGUGGAAACAGUAACGCGUGCAAGAAUCAAUGCAUUAAUCUUGAGAAAGCACGACAUGGAUCUUGCAACUAUGUUUUCCCAGCUCACAAAUGUAUCUGCUACUUCCCAUGUUAAACUACCAAAAACGUUUAGUGCUCGAAUGUGUGUGUGUGUAUUUUUAUAAAAUAAGUAAGCAUCACUCAUAGAGUGAUCUUAUACAUGUAUACCAGACAUCUUGAUGUUGUUGGUUUGUUAUAAUAAGAUAAUUAAGCUUUUACGUACGACGUACUA
Camelina sativa (false flax) is the source of this 466-nucleotide messenger RNA. RefSeq names its product defensin-like protein 1. Gene Ontology annotation, biological process: defense response. Lineage: Eukaryota; Viridiplantae; Streptophyta; Magnoliopsida; Brassicales; Brassicaceae. The record is from RefSeq and is a predicted model, not a curated record.